UUAUGGAACGCCGCGCUUCUUGGUUUCCAUCAUUCCAUUCCACGUCCAUAUCCUGUUUUCCCAUUAUUUUCUAUCUAAUUAAUCUACAACUAAUAUAACGCUUCUCAUUAAGACAUUAACCAAGGUUGGUUCCUUCCUUGUUUCAAUUCAUUCAAGUCCAUAACUACUUUUUUUUCGUCGAGAGAAUGAGUACACCCCGCCUCUGCCCGCAUUUACUUCCUUCAUCUUAUUUUGGCAGUCUGAAUGAAUGAAGUUUUAAUGACUUGUUUUCCUCACGUGAUUUCCACGCCUCCACCGCCACCUUCAUUCCACUCCCAUAUUAUUUCAUAAACUCGCCACUCACCCCCCCUUCUUUCUCUUUAGUCUUUACCUCGCUCUCUCUCUCUCUCUCUCUCUUCCCCGUUAUGUCAACUCCACCUCCUCCAUAUCUCAAUGUUAUUGGAGCUGAUAUUAACACCAACGAUGGAAACACUCAUCACUCUCAUUCUUUGGAUAAAUUCAAACCAAGUAUUAUCAUUAUCAUUUUAAUCCUAGCCAUUACUUUACUUCUUUCUAUCUCUCUUUGUCUCCUUCUUCGUCAUCUCAACCGUCGCUGUCUCCGUCAUCUCUCCACCGUCACUACUGUCUCAACCAAUAAUACCGACUCACGCCGUCUCUCUAGUCGCCGUGUUUCACCUGAAAAUCCUACGUUCUCUAUCCUUGACUCUCUUCCGCUCUUCACCUUCUCCUCCGUCACUCACCGUUCCUCUUCCGGCGGAGAUUGUGCUGUCUGUUUGUCAAAAUUUGAGCCACAGGAUCAACUCCGUCUCCUUCCUCUUUGUUGCCAUGCGUUUCAUGCUCUAUGCAUUGACACCUGGCUUGAGUCCAACCAAACUUGUCCUCUAUGCCGCUCGCCGAUCAACGCCUCUGAAUCUGAUGUUUUGAAAGCAAUACAUCCUUCUUCUGCAGCUGUUGGGGGUAACGAUAGCUUUCGUCUUGAGAUCGGCUCAAUCAGCCGCCGCCAAGCCGUUCCAGAAUCAGGUGAACCGCAGCCAAGAUCAUACUCUCUCGGUUCAUUUGAUUACAUUGUUGAGGGGGAUUCCGAUAUCACAAUGAACCAAACAUAUCGGAGAAGUGUUUCCGAUAAAGAGGACAUUGUAGCAGAGUCAGUUACAGCUGCUUCAGAGGCCAACUUAGCAUCCGAAGUAGCCGUGGGAAGGAACUGGCUCAAGGACUACGUUGACAGGCUAUCUUUUUCUCUUUCAUCACGAACGAUAUCGUUCAGGAGCUCUGGAAGGUUCUUCACUGGAAGCAGUCGGCGGAGCGAUGUCGCUGGUGUUGGAGAUUAUGACUUGGAGGCCAAUCGUGUGGGCGAAGAAAUCAGCGAACUGUUUCGUUGGUUCUCAGGGGUAUGAGCGUAAAUAUGCGUCUUAUUUAGGUGUAUUUGUAAUUUUGCCUUCACUUUGGCUAGGAUCACUCUGUUUUGCUUUAUCCACUACACACACGAGCAUAAUCAAGUUCAGGUGAAGGGAGGGACCGGAUAGAGCAAAAUUGGAAGUGGAUAGAGCAAAAUUGGAAGUGGAUAGAGCAAACAGAGGGACACCAUUUAUUUCAGUUUUAUCUUGUAUAGAUAGAAUAGUUGUGGAUUAUCUUCCAAAUUUGCAUUUUAUAAACAAUUGGGAAGUUUAGGAAUUGUUACUUUUAAUGAUCAUAAUCGGUGUUUCGUUUGCCGUAAAUCACGGGAAAUUUUACUUCACUCUAG
Messenger RNA from Pistacia vera, 1741 nucleotides. RefSeq names its product E3 ubiquitin-protein ligase ATL4. The transcript has a single exon. The coding region runs from base 405 to 1394 and encodes 329 amino acids. NCBI's taxonomy places the organism in Eukaryota, Viridiplantae, Streptophyta, Magnoliopsida, Sapindales, Anacardiaceae. The record is from RefSeq and is a predicted model, not a curated record.